AUUCAUCCAAUCAAAGUGCCAACGACAACAGCGGUUGAGACAUUUCUGUUCACACAAUUUCCUCAUCCGCCAAACAAUAUCUUGUUGAUCAACAUCAAUCAGUACAGUUGACCCCGUCGAUAAGGAAUUCACUUGACAAAGAGAACAGCAAAACCCGGCGGCGCUUAUCGCCACCAGAGUGCCCGUGAUCUAGAACGAAGCGAUCUGCUCGGAAGCAGAGUUUAUUUAAAAGAGUAGAAAACAACAUUCGAGUCGGUUGCGGUUUCGCAGUCACUGGUGGAACAAUCAUGUUAGUGGGUUUGGUGCUAGGACUCGCGACCGUUGUGAGCGGUCAGUUCGAGACGAAUCAAUGGCCAAACCGGAGUACAAUAGUGCAUCUUUUCGAGUGGAAGUGGAACGACAUUGCCGAUGAGUGCGAGAGAUUUUUGGCUCCCAGUGGAUAUGCAGCCGUUCAGGUUUCUCCACCUACGGAGAAUACAAUCGUGAACGAACCGAAGCGACCAUGGUGGGAACGGUAUCAGCCGAUUUCCUACAAACUGCACACGAGGUCCGGAACGGAACGGGAAUUCGCUGACAUGGUUGGUCGGUGUAAUAAGGUAGGAGUUCGGAUCUACGUGGACUUGGUGAUCAAUCAUAUGGCAGCCUUCACGGAAAAUGGCGGUACUGACGGUUCGACAGGUCACGCCAAAGAUAUGGAUUUCCCGGGUGUUCCGUAUGGAAGAGCGGAUUUUCAUGAUCCGUGCAUUAUUAGUGACUAUAAAAAUGCUUGGGAGGUACGAAACUGUCAACUGGUUGGACUACCGGAUCUGAAUCAUUCAUCGCAAUGGACACGGGACCGAGUUGUAGAUCUGAUGAAUAAAUUGGUUGGUUUUGGGGUGGCCGGGUUUCGUGUGGACGCCGCCAAACAUAUGUGGCCACAGGAUUUGAAGCUGAUUUACGAACGUGUGAAUAAUCUAAACAUCUCCCAUGGAUUCGCCCCGGGAGCGAGAGCUUUCAUAACACAAGAAGUCAUCGACUUGGGAGGAGAGGGAGUUUCCAAGUAUGAAUACAUAAACUUGGGAACGGUGACGGAAUUUCGGUUUUCGGCCGAAAUUGGUCGAGCUUUUCACGGACGCAAUCAGUUGAAAUGGUUGUCAAGUUGGGGGCCAGACUGGGGAUUCCUGCAAUCGAGUCAAGCCUUGGUUUUCGUUGACAAUCACGACAACCAGCGUGGUCACGGGCCGGGCGGAAACGAUGUCCUAACUUACAAGAACUCCAAACCGUACAAAAUGGCAACGGCUUUUAUGUUGGCCCAUCCCUACGGUAAUCCACGAGUCAUGAGCUCAUUCGCCUUCGACAAUUCGGAUCAAGGUCCCCCGCAGGAUUCCAACGGAAACCUGAUCUCACCGACCAUCAAUUCAGAUGGCACUUGUGGAGCCGGUUGGGUUUGCGAGCAUCGGUGGCGUCAAAUUUACAACAUGGUCGGAUUUCGGAAUGCCGUUGCGGGAACACAACUGAACGACUGGUGGGAUAAUGGGAACCAGCAGAUAGCAUUUUGUCGUGGGGACAAAGGGUUCAUUGCGUUCAAUGCGGACAGUCUGGAUCUGGACAGGCCGUUGCAAACCUGCCUGCCACCAGGAACGUACUGUGAUGCUAUUUCCGGUAAGCCAAUCAAUGGAUCCUGUACCGGAAAGACGAUCGUCGUUGGGCCCGACGGUUUUGCAAAUAUUCGCAUUUCAACAAGCGAAGAAGAUGGCGUAAUUGCUCUUCAUGUCAAUUACAAGCUGUAAGCAGUGAGUGUUUCGAAAGGAACCGUCCGUCCCCAGACGCUUGAUUGAAGCAAAACCGACAGCAUCGAUCUGAAAGCCCAGCAGGUUCCCACAUUCGAUUAUCAUCAUUUUAGACUAGUAGAUGCAAUAAAUCACUUCCAACCGAACCCGAUUGGGCCUUAUCACGUGCAGGCUACUCAGAAUGCGUCGUAAUCCGUAUUUGCAAAUACCCGUACCGUUAAGCCACAUUAGGCCCACGUUCGGAGAUGCAUACAAAUCUUAAUAGGGCUAUAUUAUGGUGCUUUAUUAUUCGCACGGCAAUUUAUGUGAACGGACCUUACGCAAAUUACUGGCCAUAAAACGAACUGUCGAAUGUGGGCAGACAUGUGGCCGGGCAGUAGCCUGGGUACAAUCGGGUACUAUCCGGGCCCGGGACUCUCCGCAUCUCCGCCCGGUUAGCCGAAAGCCGCAAUUCUUUCUCGGUCUCGAUCUCGCUAGCUGCAGCAGGAUAGAAUUAAUUAAUUAAGUUACAACAAGAAAUUGCAAUUGAGGGCUGACAAAAGGUGUUAUUAGUUAAACACUGUAUGCCGGAAUGGGACGGGUUAUUACCGACCGGUACUCAGCAGGUAAUUACAUAAUCCGAUGUUUUUAUUGCGUUUUGUUUUUUAAUGUGCUCAUAAAUUUGUCCGCAAAGAGUGCUCCUCCGAGAAAACACGUUGCACACUUUUGUAUUUAAUCCAUCUUCUGGAGAUUUCAAUUCAGAUGAGUUGUUACUCUAAUUAAGAAUAAAUUUCACAAUUGAAUAUAGUUCAAAUUUAAAAUCGAUCACUUCUAGCCUUCCACUGGAACGAACGCACUCCAAUUCCAGUUCCAGUGUUGAACAUUUAGACAUUAAUUGGGAAGUUGACCCAAUUGGAUGCUCGUAAUAAUAGCAUGGUUCUUGACAUCAAUCAACCGGAUGAGUGUCACGCGAUUCCGGUCACUCAAUUGACAAUUGCUCUGUAUCACGUAUGCAGGUCAGAUCAGAUAUACCGGUCAAAAGGGGUGCUAUUAAAACAAUUAUUAGUCCGCCGCAAUCGAAUCACCAUUCCGACGAGCAAUCACGGGAAGCGUUAAGUUGACCGAUGAUACAAAGCGAUACACGUGUCUCGAAAAGUUUUCAUUUGCGUGUGGCUAAACUUGAAAAUCCGAGCGUUUGCGGCAUUAAGGGCAACACUGUCAUGUUAAGGGACCAGAAACCUUUCAUAAGCGGUAGCCAUUUUAUUAAUCCGAAUUAGAAUAUAUUUGUAGGCAGAAAUAAAUGGUAAAGCACGAAACACUUAUCCCAAAAAAAUUCUACACUCUAAACAAAACAGAAGUAUUGUUAUCAUCGUCGAUUUUUUUUUUAUUUUGCCGGAUUCGGAUCAGCUUUCGAUUCUUCUUCAAACCAGCUUAUUUGAGAAUCUCCCAAACCGAUAUAAAUCUCCUCACUAACCGGAAACAAAUUUUCAAGCGGAGCCAUUGUGUGUUGCAAGUCUGAUGCCGUGGAUUUAUUAAACGACUUCCACACAUCUUCCGGCUCAGUAGUCACAUGCAGAGCUGCUAAAUGUCACUAUCAACGAGCAACUUUGCACGACGAAGAUUGGAAAGUUUAUGUCACUAGACUGCUGCCAACCAGGCUCUACCAAUCAUCAUUUAUUGAGUGUCUGAGAGCCGAUCUGUCAUAACUUAAAUUCUCUUGAUAUUAUACUCACCAGGACGCUCAUUGAUUGCCGAUGCGAUUGAUAUUAUCUUCAUUUCUCCUGUCACUGCUUGACUACGAUGUGACUAAAUAUUAAUCAAGUAGCAUAAACAUUGAAUUAAA
Molecule: messenger RNA, 3591 nt
Organism: Malaya genurostris
Lineage: Eukaryota; Metazoa; Arthropoda; Insecta; Diptera; Culicidae
Product: alpha-amylase 2-like
Exons: 2
Coding region: 288-1769 (493 amino acids)
Biological process (GO): carbohydrate metabolic process
Molecular function (GO): cation binding; alpha-amylase activity
Source: RefSeq, a predicted model, not a curated record